Rhinopithecus roxellana (golden snub-nosed monkey) is the source of this 930-nucleotide messenger RNA. RefSeq names its product olfactory receptor 2AP1. Gene Ontology annotation, biological process: G protein-coupled receptor signaling pathway. Gene Ontology annotation, cellular component: membrane. The transcript has a single exon. The record is from RefSeq and is a predicted model, not a curated record. Bases 1 to 930 code for a protein of 309 amino acids. NCBI's taxonomy places the organism in Eukaryota, Metazoa, Chordata, Mammalia, Primates, Cercopithecidae. Gene Ontology annotation, molecular function: olfactory receptor activity; G protein-coupled receptor activity.
AUGAAAAAUAAAACCAUUUUAACUGAGUUCAUCCUUCUGGGUCUAACAGAUAUCCCUGAACUCCAGGUGGCAGUUUUCACCUUUCUUUUCCUUACGUAUUUACUCAGCAUCCUUGGAAAUCUGAUUAUCCUCAUCCUCACCUUACUGGACUCCCACCUUCAGACUCCCAUGUAUUUCCUUCUCCGGAACUUCUCCUUCUUGGAAAUUUCCUUCACAAACAUCUUCAUUCCCAGGGUCCUGAUUAGCAUCACAACAGGGGACAAGAGUAUCAGCUUUGCUGGCUGCUUCACUCAGUAUUUCUUUGCCAUAUUCCUUGGGACCACAGAGUUUUACCUUCUGGCUGCCAUGUCCUAUGACCACUAUGUGGCCAUCUGCAAACCUCUGCAUUACACCACCAUCAUGAGCAGCAGAGUCUGCACCCAGCUGAUUUUCUGCUCUUGGCUGGGUGGGCUAAUGGCUAUUAUACCACCAAUCACCCUGAUGAGUCAGCAGGACUUUUGUGCAUCCAACAGGCUGAAUCAUUAUUUCUGUGACUAUGAGCCUCUUCUGGAACUCUCAUGUUCAGACACAAGCCUCAUAGAGAAGGUUGUCGUUCUUGUGGCAUCUGUGACCCUAGUGGUCACUCUGGUGCUAGUGAUUCUCUCCUAUACAUUCAUUAUCAAGACUAUUCUGAAACUCCCCUCUGCUCAGCAAAGGCCAAAAGCCUUUUCCACUUGUUCUUCCCACAUGAUUGUCAUCUCUCUCUCUUAUGGAAGCUGCAUGUUUAUGUACAUUAAUCCCUCUGCAAAAGAAGGGGAUACAUUCAACAAGGGAGUAGCUCUACUCAUUACUUCAGUUGCUCCUUUGUUGAACCCCUUUAUUUACACCCUAAGGAACCAACAGGUAAAACAAGCCUUCAAGGAUAUGGUCAAAAAGCUUGUGAAUCUUUAA